GGCUUCACCGCCCGCCUGGAGAAGAUUGUGGACAAGAACAGCAAGGGCAAACACGUCAAGGUCUCCAACUCGGGACGAUUCAAGGAGAAGAAGAAAGUGCGGGCGACACUGGCCGAGAACCCCAACCUCUGUGCUGCCAGCGAGCGGGAGGAGAAAUGA
Fulmarus glacialis (Northern fulmar) is the source of this 159-nucleotide messenger RNA. It is a transcript of the gene PRR15L, whose product is annotated as proline rich 15-like. The transcript has a single exon. NCBI's taxonomy places the organism in Eukaryota, Metazoa, Chordata, Aves, Procellariiformes, Procellariidae. The record is from RefSeq and is a predicted model, not a curated record. The annotation marks the transcript as partial.